AUGACGGACGCCGACGUGCUGAGACAUCUGGCAGACUGGCUCGCAUUCACGUACUCCCAAGGCAUCAGAUUGCACGGAAUACUUUACCUCCAUCGAAUCACGGACGUGCGAAUGCAGGGCUCCGCCAGAAAGAAUCUCAUCAUGUUCAACAAGCUUUGCGGAGAAAAUGCACUGCAUAAAGUCGUGCUGGUCACCACUAUGUGGGAGAACCUCAAAAAAGAGGAUCAAGGGGUGGCCAGAGAGGCAGAGCUGAGAAAUACAAAUGACUUCUGGGGUUGGAUGUCUGCCAGAGGCAGUAAGAUUGAGAGGCAUACGAACGAUUCGGAGUCGGCCAAGCGACUGAUUGAAAUGUUCCUGCCUUUCGGAAAGCAGAAGGCACCUGAACACAUGGUAUUAAGAAUCCAGGAGGAGAUGGCAGACGAGAACAAGUUGCUGGAGGACACUAAAGCGGGUGAGGCCGUCCGUGCUAGCAUUAAAAAGGAGGGCCUUCGUCUCAGCCAAGCCCUGAGAGAGUACCAACAAAGCGCCAGGGAAGCCAUGCUGGAGAGGGACAACACACGACAACAGGAAAUGGAAGAGAUCAUGGCAGAUAUGAAGCAACAAGAGGGAGACCUCCUUCGAAAUCGGGAGGUGCUGUCCGCCGAAAUGGAAGAGAUGGUUAGGGCGAGAUAUGACCAGGCGGUUGACGAGUUGGAAGAUGAGAAAAUAAGGAGGCUCUCGAUUCAAUACAGCAUCAGAGGUGAAGUGAGCCUAGACAUCGGCACGUUGCAGAGUGUACGCUCGGAGAGUCCCGCUGCGCCCAACGGUCUGACAAGUCACGCGUUGAUCACCAGCCAUUCGACCUUCAAAUCCAGCCGAGGUCUCAGUCUCAGCCUGAGCGGUCGCCAUUGUGCAUUCAUCGGGCCAGCCUACACAAAGUCAUUGGACAAGAGAUAG
This is a messenger RNA of Diaporthe batatas, 936 nucleotides long. RefSeq lists its product as uncharacterized. The coding region runs from base 1 to 936 and encodes 311 amino acids. The transcript is spliced from 2 exons. The record is from RefSeq and is a predicted model, not a curated record. Lineage: Eukaryota; Fungi; Ascomycota; Sordariomycetes; Diaporthales; Diaporthaceae.